Messenger RNA from Seriola aureovittata, 3628 nucleotides. It is a transcript of the gene tmem168a, whose product is annotated as transmembrane protein 168a. The record is from RefSeq and is a predicted model, not a curated record. Bases 184 to 2265 code for a protein of 693 amino acids. NCBI's taxonomy places the organism in Eukaryota, Metazoa, Chordata, Actinopteri, Carangiformes, Carangidae. The transcript has 6 exons.
AGUUUGGGAUCCGGAAGCGUAGCGGCUGUCAUCUAAACAAACAAAAUGGGUUGAUUUUGCACAGUGUCAUCAAGAGGCAUCGUCCUCCAUUUGCAAACCUGUGCCAGUCAAAAGAAAGUGACUGGAGGAAACUGUGUGUUCGAGACUUCAACUACAUUUGGAUAAGUUGUUCUUAAGUCAGCCAUGGCUCGGGAGGAAGAGGAAGAGGAGUUGACAGUCAAUGGACCCAAGGAGGUGGACAUGUUUACAUCAGUGCGUUGCCUGGGCUACCUGUCCAGCAUCAACCUCCUUGUGGCGGUAUGCGUGGGCAUGUACGUACGCUGGGAAGUAACAGAUGAAUCAAUGAUUCUGGUCAUCUUCAUCCUGGGCCUCUUUGUCCUGGGGAUAGCCAGUAUUCUCCAUUACUACUUUGCUAUGGAGAAAGCCAGUCUCAGCUUGUUCCAUUUAUGGUUUGGCUUUCUGCUUGGUCUUCUGUGCUUCCUUAACAGCCCCGCCUUGGACUCAAAUGUCACAGAACUGGUUGCCAACUAUCUCCUCCUAGCCAGUGUAAUCAUGAAAGUGGUAUGGGCCAUAACUGAGCGAAUAUGCAGUUCCAUCUGUUACAAACCCACUUUGUUAACAUCAACUGAACUGCUGGAGCUCCUGGGAUUUGGCAUUGCCAGCACCACCAUGCUUCUUCACAAGUCAGUGGCCAUUAUAGGCUUGGUCGUGGCCCUGGGGGCACUCAUUGUGGACCUGAGGAUGAAAUCCCUCCUGGCUUUGCCCAAUCUGGUUUGUUUUGCCUUGGUUACGUCUCUUGUGUUUUUCCAGGCCUUAGGCAUCACAGCCAAUCCUUAUGCCUUAGGCUGCUACCUGGGCAGUCUACUGUGUGAACCCGUGUUGGAUGUGUACUUCAGUGGGCUGGGGCCCAGUGACCGCUGGAUGCCAGUGUUCUCUCUGGGGAAGGUGUGGAGGAGGUUGUCCCUGCUGCCUCUGAGUGUGACUGAGCUGGCCUUUUUUGUCCUGGCUGCCUUAAAGCUGGGACACUUGGAGCUCUGGUACCUGGUGAUUCCAGGCUUCUGCCUGUUUGGCCUUUUCUGGUCCAUCUGCCACAUAAUUCUGCUGAUCACAAUCUGGGGGUUUCACACCAAGCUCAGUGAGUGUCAGAAGGCCUGGCGAGCCCAGCGUUCCAGUAGCCGCAGUCUGGACCAAGUCAUGGCCUCCAGGGGCAUCCGACACUUCUGCCUCAUUUCAGAAAGACUGGUGUUCUUUAGUCUGCUGUCAACGGUCAUACUGGGGGCUGUGUCCUGGCAGCCCUCCAACGGUCUCUUUCUCAGCGCUCUGCUGGUGGUGCUGCCUCUGGAGUCUCUGGCCCACAGCUUGUUCCACGAGUUGGGCAGCUGCCUGGGGGGAACCUGUGUCGGCUAUGCCCUGGUUAUACCAACUGCUUACUGCAGCGCUGAUGGCCAGCCCACUCUCUUACCACCUGAGCAGGUGCAGCAGUUGAACCAGCGCUCUACAGGUAUGCUGAACAGCGUGCAGCGCCUCUUCUCCCACCACAUGAUCCAGACAUUCGGCUGCGACUACUCCACCAGCGGCGUUACCCUGGAGGCCGUGCAGACAAAGCUGCGCGACUUUCUGGAGCGCCGCACUGCAGACGGGCCCCGUCAUGACACCUAUCUGAUUUUCUACAGUGGGCACACAUACAAAGGGACUGGGGCGUGGGCUCUUGCAGGAGGUGAGAGUCUACACCUGGGCCAUUUACUGGAGUUGUGGAAGGAGAAGAACUCCGGGCACUGCUCCCGACUCAUCCUCGUCCUGGACACCGAGAACUCCCUCCCCUGGGUCAAGGAGGUGCGCAGGGUGGAGGGGAUCUAUAUAGCUGUGCAGGGGGCUGAGCUGUCUGCCACCAGGGUCGAUCCAGAGGUUGGAGAAAUCCCGUUAUUAGGGGACUUCACUUCCGAAUGGGUGGAGUUCAACUGCAACCCAAACAGCAACACCCAGUGGUCAGAAAGGGGGAGGACUGUGACGGCCGCCUACGGUGUCUCCAAACGCUGGAGCGACUACACACUUCACCUGCCCACUGGAAGUGAUGUCGCCAAGCACUGGAAGACCCAUUUUCCCAAGGUUACAUAUCCCAUGGUCCACCUGUCCAACUGGUGCUGUGGUCUUAACCUGUUCUGGUUUUGUAGCAUGUGUCUGCGCUGCUUCAGGAGGUGUAAACUAGCUUGGUUCCCACCUGCAGUACUGGACACUGGUCAGGGCAUUAAACUGGUGCAUUCAUAGGUGACAUGGGAAGGUAUAAUGUUCAUUUUGACUCUGGAUGUUUUUGUUUUAUAAGUCAGAGUGUUACUGGGUACAAGGUGUUUAUUUAAAGGAAAAAAAUAGUCUUAUAUACUUUAUACAUGCAGAUUUUACCCCAUGAGUGUAAACAGUAGGUGUUCAGUCAGAGGGUUUCCAGCUUAAUGUGAUACAGUAUUUCAUAGCUAAUCACUAACUUAAUAUUAUAUUUGAACCCCCUCAACAAGGCAGUGAAAUGCCAAAUAAAAUGACCUGUUGCAUGCUGGGUAAGGUGACCUCAAAAAUAAGAUACCACAAUUCCAGUGCAUUAUGGUUCCUUUUUCUAGUAUGAGUUAAAAAGACCAAAUUGUGUUUUUUUGUUUGUGUUAUAUGUUUUGGGUAGUAUUUUGCCAUGGCUGCAUAAUUAUUUUCCUUUUGUUACCACAUGCCAUUUCCAGAAUAUUGUGCCUUUUAAGUGCCUUAAAGAUGGAUUUGGGGUCAUCUUUAAAAUAGUUGCUGAAUUAUUUUCCCUUUUAAGUGAACAAGAAAAGUGGUCUCCCACUGUAUGUGUAUAUAUAUAUAUAUAUAUAUAUCCUUGCUUUGCCUCUUAUUUAUAUUCAGAGGAUUUAGCAGACAGUCUUAAAUUUAAGUGUGUGAGGCGGGAGCAGCUCAGUGUCUUACUAAAGCCUUUCCACAGGAUGGACAAAAUACCUGUUGUGGGGCUGAACUCAGACCUUUCUGGUCACAGGAAAGUCAAACCACGAGGCCAACCUGCCACUCUUGCUGUAAGAUCCUCCCCUUAUCUCUUAGUUUAAAUAUGCAUGUAUUUCUACGCUGAACAAAAGACAGAUUCAUUGGCUGUGAGACAGUAUAUCAUCACCACACAAUGGCCCUCUAUCGUGCCUCAUCUUGUUUAUUUACACAAAUAAAUUUGUCUUGAAAAAGUAAUUUGCUCCUUACAAACCCAGUACAUGCAAAUAUUCUAGCUGCUGUCCGUGCCAUGCUGUGAAACAGCGGCUUGUCAUGCAAAGCAACAAAUCAAGAAGUUCCAAGUUCUUUUUAUUCGUGCACUGGACCAGGAACUCAUACUGACCAUCCUUUUAUUUCCUACUCCAUAUGCUGUCUUUGAUCUCUCACCUAAACACCCCCUUAAAUGUGGAGUGGAUUGCUGCCUUAAAUAGUGUAUUUCACUGAUGUAUUCAAUGAGCUCAAGUGGUAUUUUCUAUAUGUAAUUUCCCAUGUGCAGCAUGUACCGAGCUUGGACACACAUUUGGAAAGUGUGUCCGAACUUUUGCCUGGUGCUGGACCUCCCCUGAGUUAUGACUUCAAAUUUCACAAUUAAACUUGGAUAAUAAACUGAUUUAACGUU